Lepus europaeus (European hare) is the source of this 1178-nucleotide messenger RNA. RefSeq names its product ribonuclease A family member 1, pancreatic (gene RNASE1). The record is from RefSeq and is a predicted model, not a curated record. Lineage: Eukaryota; Metazoa; Chordata; Mammalia; Lagomorpha; Leporidae. The transcript is spliced from 6 exons. Bases 419 to 949 code for a protein of 176 amino acids. Gene Ontology annotation, molecular function: nucleic acid binding; RNA nuclease activity.
CCUUCGACUGGCAAAGUCUGUUUCUGGUUGCUUUUCUCCCUGUAGAACUGAGCCUGGAGUUGUUUUCCUCUGUGAAACUGGAGAAUGUAGUAAUGAAAAGACCUGAAGAUAGGAUGCUUUGGAGCCAAACAAAACUGAGCAUUGAAGAGAGAGAAGUAAGGAGCAGGACAGUAAGCUUCCCUGAAAAUGGAAAGCAUAACAGCAUCACAACUGCAGUGACUUGACUGGCUCCAAAGGCAUUCAGAGAGAAAAGGAAAGACAGAUAGAGAGAGAGAAGUCUUCCAUCUGCUAGUUCACUCCCCAGAUGGCCACAACGGCUGGAGCUGCACCAAUCCGAAGCCAGGAGCCAGGAGCUUUUUUUGGGUCUCCCACACAGAAGCCAACCCCCCUUCACAGCUUAAUAUAAAAUGCACAGCCCAUGGACGGAGUAACUGCAGAAACUGCCCAUCCACUCCCUCAGGGGACUGAGCUGGAGAUCAGACUCUUCCAGGAAAGCGAGAUCACCAUGGCUCUGGACAAGCCCCUCAUCCUACUUGUCCUGGGGCUGCUAAUGCUGGGAUUGGCACAGUCUGGUUUGGACAAUGAAUCCCCAGCCAUGAAGUUCCAGCGGCAGCACGUAGAUCCAAAACUUCCCCUCAGCAGCACCUACUGCAACAAAAAGAUGGAGCAACAGGACAUAACACAGGGCUGCAAGCCACUGAACACCUUUGUGCACGAACCCCUGCAAAAGAUCCAGGCAGUCUGUUUCCAGGAGAAGGUCACCUGCAAGGACGGGAAGACCAACUGCUACCAGAGCACCUCCAAAAUGCGCACCACAGACUGCUCCCUGUUAGGUACAUCCAAGUACCCUGACUGCAAGUACCAGACCAUUCAGAAAGAAAGAUACAUCAUUUUAGCUUGUGAGGGGAACCCAUCUGUGCCAGUCCACUUUGACGCUUCUGUGGAGUAAGGCCAGAGCAGAAUGAAGCACUUCCCCCCAUCUCCAAGACCAUCAUUUUGACACUGCCACUCCCUUCUUCCUUCCUUACCAUAAGGGGAACAGCUCCAGUUAGGUCUCUUCUCCAACACACACACUUUUUGAGACUUGCUUCUCCAUGGUUUGGGUGGGGGUGUCAGGAGUGUGUUGUGGGGGGAGUCCUGUGUUAACCUGAUCACUGUUUCUUUCAAUAAAACUUAGU